This is a messenger RNA of Cololabis saira (Pacific saury), 3711 nucleotides long. RefSeq names its product zinc finger and BTB domain containing 17 (gene zbtb17). The transcript is spliced from 15 exons. Gene Ontology annotation, cellular component: nucleus. The record is from RefSeq and is a predicted model, not a curated record. Lineage: Eukaryota; Metazoa; Chordata; Actinopteri; Beloniformes; Belonidae. The coding region runs from base 202 to 2898 and encodes 898 amino acids. Gene Ontology annotation, molecular function: protein binding.
AGAGAGAGGAAGAUGGCGGAGGACGCAGGCCGGGGGAGGGAUCGAUCACCGAAAAACUCGAUUGGGUUCCUUUUUCCCUAACUGAUUCAGAAACUACACAACACAGCUCCACCCGCCGGUGAGAAUACGGCGCGAAGAGGCUGCGACGAAGAGAGCCUGUUCCCACUACCCUCCUGCGCCGUCCUCACGCCCUCCCAGACGAUGGAGUUCCCGUGGCACAGUGGGGAGGUUCUGGAGCAGCUCAACCGGCAGCGCAAGCAGGGCCUGCUGUGCGACUGCACCUUUGUGGUGGACGGCGUGGACUUUAAGGCCCACAAGGCCGUGCUCGCCGCCUGCAGCGCUUACUUCCGCACGCUGUUCCUGGACCAGAAGGACGUGAUGCAUCUGGACAUCAGUAACGCAGCAGGUUUGGGUCACGUUCUGGAUUUUAUGUACACCGCCAAGCUGGAUCUAAGGCCUCAAAAUGUAGACGACGUGCUUUCCGUCGCCCACUUCCUGCAAAUGCAGGAAAUUAUAAACGCGUGUUCUGCAUUCCAGUCGAUGUCAAAUCCAGCCCCGUCCAUAGUGACCCUGGACCUGACCCUUGAAGAAAAAUUGGGAGAUGGGGAGGAGAAGGAAGAUAUUGAGACUCACCUUUCGGAAGUUGCGGCAAAGGCAGAGGAGACUCCUCCCAGUAUUCCCGCAGACGAUCAAAAUCCUGCAGAAAGUCAGGACGGUGUGAACCAAGACGACUCUGUCGAGACGCAGCAGACGGAUGUGCAGCCCGCUCCCGGCAAGCGCGGACGACCCCCGAAAACGACUUUGCUUUCUGCUCAGAAGAAGGCGUCUCUGAAGAGGGAAGACGAAAGCGCAAAGCCGUUCCAGGACGACCCCUCGGAUGCCGACUACACGCCCAAAUCUGAGCCGAGGUCUGCGGGCAGCUCGCCGUACGUCAGCUCUCGAGGGAGAAGAAUCAGGAAACCUCCUCACCGGAACUUCCCACCUGAAAAUGAUUCGGAAGAUGAAGGUCCAUCAAAGACAAAGGUGGAGAAGAACGUGGAGGACGUGUCUGAGGAUCAGGAAACCGACCCUGGGGAGACGAGCGACAUGGACGCCGACGAAGAGGGCCUGGAUGAGGAAGACGAGGAGGCGGAUGAAAAUGACGAGAGCGAUGAAAGACAAACUCAGUCGGGGUCUAUGAGCAGCCGGUCCGAGUCGAAGCCUUACAGCUCAGUGACACACAAAUGUGAGGACUGUGGGAAGAAAUUCACCCACACAGGUAAUUUCAAGAGACACAUGCGCAUCCACACUGGAGAGAAGCCGUUCAGCUGCCGGGACUGCAACAAGGCCUUCUCUGAUCCUGCAGCCUGCAAAGCUCACGAGAAAACACACAGUCCGCUGAAGCCGUACAGCUGCUCCACGUGUGGGAAGAGCUACCGCCAGAUCAGCCUGCUCAACCUGCACCGCAAACGGCACACGGGCGAGGCGCGCUACAGCUGCGAGGUGUGCGGGAAGCUCUUCACCACGUCGGGGAACCUGAAGCGCCACCAGCUGGUGCACAGCGGCGAGAAGCCGUACCACUGCGACUUCUGCGAGAAGGCCUUCUCCGACCCCACGGCCAAGAUGCGCCACCUGGAGACACACGACACGGACAAGGGCAACAAGUGUCCGCACUGCGACAAGCGCUUCAAUCAGGUGGGAAAUCUGAAGGCACACUUAAAAAUCCACAUUGCAGACGGGCCCCUCAAGUGCAAAGAAUGUGGCAAACAAUUUACCACUUCAGGGAAUCUUAAGAGACAUCUGCGAGUUCACAGUGGGGAGAAACCGUAUGUCUGUGCACACUGCCAGAGGGCUUUCAGCGACCCCGGAGCUCUGCAGCGGCACGAGCGCAUCCACACAGGAGAGAAGCCCUGCGUCUGUCCCAUCUGCGGCAAGGCUUUCACCCAGGCCAGCUCGCUCAUCGCUCACGUCCGGCAGCACACUGGAGAAAAGCCCUACGUCUGCGACCGCUGUGGCAAAAGAUUUGUGCAGUCCAGUCAACUGGCCAAUCACAUCCGCCAUCACGACAAUGUCCGCCCACACAAGUGUCAAAUGUGCAACAAAGCAUUCGUCAAUGUGGGAGACCUGUCGAAGCAUAUCAUCAUUCACACAGGGGAGAAACCUUUCCUGUGUGACAAAUGCGGUCGAGGGUUCAACCGCGUGGACAACUUGCGCUCGCACGUCAAGACUGUCCAUCAAGGCAAAGCUGGUAUGAAGCGGCUGGUGGUGGCAGGAGGAACUAUGGACGACAUGGAUGAGGAUUGUGCGGGGGCGUCCACCUCUGACAGCGAGAUAAAGAUCGUCACCGUCACCACUGAGGACAUCGUCACCUUAGCAACGGAAGCCCUAGCAGCCAGUGCUGUGGCUCAGCUGACAGUCGUUCCUGUGGCUACUUCAGUGUCGGCGGAUGAAACGGAGGCUUUGAAAGCUGAAAUCAACAAAGCGGUAGAGAAAGUCCAAGAAGCAGACCCCAACACCCAGAUCUUGUACGCGUGCGAUUCGUGUGGCGAUAAAUUCCUGGACGCCAGCUCCCUGGCUCAGCACGUCCGCAUCCACACAGCUCAAGCCUUGGUCAUGUUCCAGGCCGACUCCGACUUCUACCAGUACACGACGGCCACCACGGCUGAGGGGGUCGCCGCCGCGGCGUGGCAGCCGGCGCCGGGCCAGGUCAUCCAGGAAGGAGAGAUAAUCUUCCGCACAGAGGAGGGAGAGAAAAAACAGGAAGUUGAGAUUGAUGGACAAGAACUGAAAGGGUCAGAGGAGGUGAUACUUGUGGACAAUGAGGUGGAGGAAAAACAGAUGGAGACUCAGACCGAGCACCAAACCGAUGAGAGAGAUGUAGAGUUAAAACAGGACAUGGAGUGUGAAAGUGAGGCAUAGAUGUGUGGAUUUGUGGAUGAAUGAAACUUUGAUUGUGACAGAAAUCUUAUUUAUGCAGGAUGAAGAAAUAAAAUAAAUUGUGCUCAUGAGACCUCAGCUUAACCACACCAUCAUGUAUAAAUAAACUAAACUGGAUUCAUAACAGACACUUUUUAAAAUGAUGUUAUUCUCCUGAUGUGUUACCCUUAAAUGUUUGUGCCCAUGUAACUGCAGCACACUGAUCCAUCGAUGUGGUAAAAAUGUUGCUUAAAAACACUUCCAGAUUAUUAUACAAAUGUGUAUAGUUUAUUUUUUAGACCAAAAUGUAAAACUGCUUUGUUCUUUUAUAAUAUAAUAUAGGUAAAGACUCCUAUUUUUCAAUUUCUUUGAAGUGUAUAGUAUUUCCCUAUUCAACCUGAAUAUUUUAUGGAAAUUGGUUGUUGAUAUUUUCAUGCGUUUUGACAUUGACACAAAGGGGUACUAAAGAUUUAGAUUUGUGUGGGUUUUUUCCCCUUGCAAAAACUACAUAACCUGUGCUUGUAUAGUGUUUGUAAAUAUGCUGUAUGUCCUCUAGAAAAGUCUGAAUUCUGCUUUUUUUCUUUUUCCUUUUUUAUUUUGAGGGGAUGAUAUGAUGUUUAAUAUGGAAGUAGAAUUCACGGAUGUAAUAUUUAAAAAGUAUUUGGUUAGUAUAGAGAAUUUUUACUUACAUUAAACAUCAGUCAGAUAUUGGCUUCUUUAGUUGACAUUAUCACCUGCGAAAAGCUGCACUGAAUAUCUGUAACUUAGACUCAAAGUCUCCAUCAGCUUAUUAAAGAUUCAUUGCAGUCUAAUAAA